CAAAAUUGUCUCCAGCGCCUCGAAAAUGACUUCUUCCAUUAUUUCCGAUGAAUUGUCCAGGAAAAUCGCGGAGAUAAUUAGCAAGCACGAUGACUGGUCGGAAGAAGAUAAGACCAGAAUUCUCUCGGAGUAUAUGAAGAUAUUUGGUGAGGUAUGGAAAGAAGCAGUUCCUGUAUUCAACAAUGGGAACGUACCUGGUCAGUUCCAGUCAGCUGACGAGAAGGAGGAAGCUAAGACAGAGGAAACAGCUGAAGAUCUGGAAGAAGCUGAGAUCCGUCAUGAAGGCACCCUUAUUGCUGUCACCAAAAAGCGCAAAGAAUAUACAGCAAAAAUUGCAGCACUGCUUGGAAAGACAACAAGACUUCAGAAGAAUACAGUUGAGGUGCUGAAAGUGGAUCUUCCUCCACGUCCUCCAUUAGAAGUGGACAACAACUCGAGUCAUCUCAACGCAAAUUUAGCAUCUAUGUUGGAAGCCAGCUCCAGUGCACUUUCAGAAAACAUGAAUAGCCUGCAGCCUCAUAAUCACCGCCUCACUCACUUAGCUGAAGCCAUGGACAUACUUACUUCCAAUAGGAAUAAUCCAAUGGAAGUGUUUUUAUCCAGUUGUGAAUAAAAUGUAGGUAACUUUGAUGACAUAUUGCUGUGCAUGAACUGACAGAUUACAUUAUAUUAAAUUUUUAUAGUGUUGUUCAUUGAGAUUUAGAAUAUUUCAUCAAAUGAAUGACUUUAUCUGGUGAAUAUAUGGAUGUCAUUUGUACCUGGAGAGUGAUAGGCAAUUUAACUGAGUAUGAGUGUAAUACUGAGCAUAUGUAAACUCUAUCUCAUACUCCACUUUUAUAAACUAUAAGGGUUUUGUGAUAUAUAAGUAGAAAAAACACAAGAUCUAGAUUUAUAUUCUGUCAUUUACUAUAUGCAUUUGACAAGAGUCCUGUGGAGUUCAGAAGAUUUUGAAAACGGUAUGCAAAAAUUUUGAAUUCUAUAAGGGUUGGAGCAUGUUCUUGUUUUUACUAAUCCUUCUUUUUGUAUCAAUUGUGUUUUGCUUCAAGUUUUUUACUACAACUAGAAGUGUAUUCAUGUAAAAUUUUGAAGAAAAGCAAAGAUUGGCCUUUACAGCAGAAUCAGGAAUGUAUCUUAUAAUUUUUGCAAAUAUAAUACCCAAUGUUAGUCUCAUUUAUGGACAAAAAUUCUUAUUCUAUCUUUGCAAAAACUUUGUUUUCCUUUAUUUUAUAUGCUUUGAAUUUAUGUUAUCUAGUGGACAAAUAUAAAAAAAAGGAUUAA
Molecule: messenger RNA, 1278 nt
Organism: Penaeus indicus
Lineage: Eukaryota; Metazoa; Arthropoda; Malacostraca; Decapoda; Penaeidae
Exons: 4
Coding region: 26-613 (195 amino acids)
Source: RefSeq, a predicted model, not a curated record